UUUAUUUGCAUUACUGAGAGUAGUGACGGUGAAAGCGAAAGUCGGGGGCAGAAGUGAGACAGCAGCUGGACGUGUUGCAGUGAACAUGAACCUUCCCGGCCGCGGUGAAGCCUACCUGGCGAACAUGUUUUAAGUCUCCUCAGAGCUGUCAGAUGGAUCUGUGUUCCCCAUUAAUCUCUGUCUGCGCUAUCAUGAUCAGUCUGCUUGGAGCUGCGCUUCUGUCCAAUGGCGACCAAAACAAUUGUCAGUGUCCAGAAAUCCCUCUCAUAGAUCUAACAGAGCCACCAGGGACCUGCUUCUCAGUAAACAGCCCUUUUCGCUACAAAUGUAUAGAAGGAUACACAAGGGAGGCGGGAACAUCAAAUCUCAUCAGAUGCAAGCAAAGUGACAGUGGUUCUCUACAGUGGCUCCCGUCCCCACCCACCCUCAAGUGUAUACGUGAUCCAAAGAGGACCACAACACAACGACCAACCAUCAUAAUAACAGAGGGUUAUACUGAUAUUCCCCUUGACUCCACCAGUACCACCACAGUCACAGCAGGGUCCACCAGCCAACGGACGACCCAGAGUGUAAGCCCCUCAGCUUCAGCGACUACAGAGACAGACAGCACAGAACCAACCUCACCUGGUCUGUGGACCCCGUCAGAUCACUCACUAGCAGGGAAGGUACAUGGUAGGACAGAGACCCAAACAACGCAGCAGACAUCAUCAGCCUCAACCACCACUGAGCCUUUGAACAGUGAAAGCAAUCUUCAGAUAGCCCGCAAGCUUGGCAGCACAACAACAGCGUUGAUCAGCUGUGCGUCAUUGGUAAUCGUCUGUGCUUUGAUCGGAAUCGGCUUCUUUUGUUACAGGAGGAGGUUAAAAAACGACAUCCCACCGCAGACAGCAGAAGAACGGAUACCCAUGAAUUGCGCUCCACCAGAGCAGGUGUCGUAGAGUUUGGUGACCUGCUGCUGACACACAGAGCAGCGACAGAGCCGUACCAGAGCUCGUGAGAUCAUCCCCAAGCACUGAAGAAAGUGACAAUCUGUUUGAUGUUCUAUGGGCAUUACCAGAAAGAAUAAUAGCUGGCUUGAUAUGGCAUUUGUUGUUUGCAUAUUCCCACAAGGAUGAACUCAUAACCCUUUACUAAGCUAAUCUCAACCAAAUGCGUGAAAUGCACAUAAGGAACUUUGAUUUUGAAGGGCCAUCGGUAGCGUAGUGGAAGGGGCGGCACCCCAUGUACAGAGACGAUGCCUCACUGCAGCGGUUGCAGGUUCGACUCUGGCUUGCGACCAUUUCAUUCUGUCCUGUACAUUAAAGGCAAAUUUUCAUUUUGAAGUCCCUGUGAUCGUCUGGUGCUACAACAGGCAGUGCUUUUUUUCUGCCCUUGUAGGAUAUGUUUUUUUAUGUUUUUAUUGUCAUCAAAUCCUAUGAAAAUACCAAAAACCAACAAUGAAAUAAUCCUUCCAUUAACCGGCGAUUUCCAACAGUUUGUAUACAGUAGUCUAUUCUUCUUUGCAAGAGAAAUUGGGAAAUAAAAUGUGGAACACACCACCUGUUAUAGUUCAAACAGGAUUAUGUGAUCAUACCUCUGCAAACUCU
Molecule: messenger RNA, 1586 nt
Organism: Epinephelus fuscoguttatus (brown-marbled grouper)
Lineage: Eukaryota; Metazoa; Chordata; Actinopteri; Perciformes; Serranidae
Gene: il15ra
Product: interleukin 15 receptor subunit alpha
Exons: 8
Coding region: 153-938 (261 amino acids)
Biological process (GO): interleukin-15-mediated signaling pathway
Cellular component (GO): plasma membrane
Molecular function (GO): interleukin-15 receptor activity
Source: RefSeq, a predicted model, not a curated record